ACCGCCCACGCGCGGGGCUCAACCGUCCUCCAGAGCAGGCGAGAGAGGGUGGCCGCUUUCCUAGAGCGGUGUGUCGGCACUUCCGGCUCCGGUGCCGCCAUUUUGCCGUGAGACAGCAGCGAGCUGGGCCGUUCUGCUCUACCCUGCUGGGAUGUUGUCUACUGCUGCUUACGCGGGCUCCGAGCCCGAGAUGGGUUACGAGCUCGGCGGCUACGAGCUCGGCGCCCCCGUGGAGCACCGCUUCUCGCCCUAUGCCUUUAAUGGAGGGACUGUGUUGGCGAUUGCUGGAGAAGACUUUUCUAUCGUUGCCUCUGAUACACGACUGAGUGAAGGUUAUGCAAUUCACUGCCGGGACAGUCCAAAAUGCUACAAACUAACAGAACAAACGGUCAUUGGAUGCAGUGGUUUCCAUGGUGACUGCCUUACCCUUACUAAAAUUAUUGAAGCAAGAUUAAAGAUGUACAAGCAUUCCAACAACAAGACCAUGACUACUGGGGCUAUUGCAGCAAUGCUCUCUACAAUUCUGUAUUCUCGACGUUUCUUUCCUUACUACGUUUACAACAUAAUUGGUGGGCUUGAUGAAGAAGGGAAGGGAGCAGUGUAUAGCUUUGAUCCAGUGGGCUCAUACCAGAGAGAUUCAUUCAAAGCAGGUGGAUCAGCAAGCGCCAUGCUGCAGCCUUUGCUUGAUAACCAGAUUGGCUUCAAGAAUAUGCAAAACGUGGAGCAUGUACCUCUGACCCUGGAGAAGGCUUUGCAGCUGGUUAAGGAUGUCUUUACGUCUGCUGCUGAGAGAGACGUGUACACUGGGGACGCGCUUAAGAUUUGCAUUGUCUCAAAAGAUGGAAUUAAAGAGGAAACUGUCCAGUUACGAAAAGACUAAUUCAGUUCACUUCUAAAGGCAUAAUCUGUCAUGUACAAUUUACUUGUGUUGUGAAUACGCUUAUUAAAUUUUUUCAAGAAA
Messenger RNA from Phalacrocorax carbo (great cormorant), 961 nucleotides. NCBI's taxonomy places the organism in Eukaryota, Metazoa, Chordata, Aves, Suliformes, Phalacrocoracidae. The record is from RefSeq and is a predicted model, not a curated record.